CGGCGAGGCCUACACGUGUCCUACCCUGGCUGCGUAUAGAUCAGGCGUAAUCCAUUAGCGGCUCCCCGCCCGGAAUCCAGCCGGCAGAGUAGCACCGGAGGGGCCGGGGGGAGCUGCUGGCCGCCACGUGGGUGAUGGGAUCGGACCGAGGAUGAGAAAACGAGGGGGGUGGGGAUGAUUUCUCUCUCCCGGCUCCCUUUUUAUGUCCGUUUGGUGGAACAGCCCCCCCCCCCCCCACAACCAUAAAGUCGGCAGAGGUGUAAGGAAGCAAGAUGCGGCUUCCCGGCAUGACAGAAACGUAUCCGUCUUUCCUCGAUUAUCAAGCGUGGAGGUCGGACGCAGAUCCAGCCAGGAUAUUUUCGCCCUUGGCUGGUUACGACACGCUACAUGGUGGGGAGUUUCAACUCUCCCUGGCAGAUGCGUGAAGGUUGGGAGGCAAGAUGAAAGAUUGGGGGGGGACCAAGACCACGAGUCCAAGUGUCAAAGCAGAGAGGGCAAGCCCAGGCCUGGACCUGGACCUGGCUGGCGUCUAAUGAUCACUUCAGCUGAUUUCUAUCAGCCAGCCAGCCAGCCAGCCAGCGCAACUGUUCUCAAAGAGCCAGACCGCUCCAGUUAAGCAUUCCUGCUAAAGUGGAGUUUUGUUCCAACGGGGCUUUUGUGUUGGUACAUAAAACAUUUGAAUUAUUGUCGGGUGGAGAGCUCCUUAAGAAAGCUGCGAUGCAGUUUGUCUCGACUCUGCCUGAGAGGCCGAUUUGAGCUUCAAACGGGGAGUUAACUCUAAGACCUGGAUAAACAACAAGUUAUUAUCGUUGCUGUCGGAAAAUGACGACGACGACGGCAACUGCCAAGUCAUUUCCGUGCCUUUGGAAACCAUUCAAGCUGUACUCUUGAGUUGUUUUGACACACACUGAACUGCGACUUGGCAGUUUGCAAGCGCUCUUAAAUCUCUGGGUCGACACUGAGCCGACACGGCUCGUAUGGUCGUUCGCGGUAAACGCUGAUGGAGCUUCAGGUGGCGUUGGUGUAGGAAGAGAGCGAGCAAGCGAGCGACGCGGAAGGAAGGAAGGAAGGAAGGAAGGAAGGAAGGAAGGAAGGUGGAAAUGGAACUGCCAAAUCAUGCCAAACAACUGCUGCUGCAACUCAACCAACAGAGAGCCAAGGGCUUCCUGUGCGAUGUCAUCAUCGUGGUCGAGAAUGCGCUCUUCCGUGCCCACAAGAACAUCCUGGCGGCCAGCAGCAUCUACUUCAAGUCUUUGGUCCUCCACGAUAACCUCAUUAACCUCGACACGGAGAUGGUCAACCCUUCCGUGUUCAGGCAAGUUCUGGAUUUCAUCUACACCGGUAAGCUGCUCUCCUCCUCGGAGCAGGGCAGCGAGCAGAAUUUCAGCGCCCUGUUAACUGCGGCCAGCUACCUCCAGCUGCACGACCUCGCCGCCCUGUGCAGAAAGAAGCUCAAGCGCAGCGGCGGGAAAGCCCUGCCCGGCAAGCCUUCCGCUCCCGGCCCCCUUAGCCGACUACGCCUCAACAACCAGCGCCUUUCCUCCUCCACGCCCGCCGGGCCCAACAACCACUAUCAGCCCAGCCCUUCGGACGCCGAGCAGGCGCUGCCGCUGCCGGACGAAGGCCUUCGGGACAAGCUCUCCGACGACGAAAUGUAUAUCGGCAGCUCCGGCGGGAGGAGCGCCGCCGCUGCCGCCGCCGGCAACGGAAGCAGUAACGGUAACCUCAGCAGCGGAGGAAGCGCCGGCGAGCCCGAUCUCGGGCUGGACCUGACCAAAAAGAGCCCUCCCUCAGCAGGCACGGCGCUCACCGACGCCCUGAGCCCCCACAGCAACUCCCAAGAAUCCCCUCAAUCUGCCUCAGUAUCCACAACCAACAGUGCCUCCCUGGACGACUCUUCCGCCACCCUCCACAACGCCGACGUCUGCAGCUCGGACGCCGCCGCCGCCGAGCUCAACUGCGCUUCGAAAGGGGACAACGGCCAGCACGACGGACCCCCGCCCCACAAGAAGUAUCGGCAGGGCGGGCGCAAGAACGAAUGGCCCAAAAAGGAGGCGUCGGGGUUGAAGUCUGAGGAUCACGACAGGCCUCUGGUCAACGGGGUGAUAGUGGGGCCCAAAGUGGGUGGCCUCGCCUCCGACCAAAGCAGCCUCCGCUGCAAAGACGACGAAGAGGGAGGCGAAAACGGCCAGGACCACAGCGAGGAGAGCGGUCAGAGCGACGGAGAGAGCGCAGGGGGCGGACCAGGCGGGGCCCACCAGAACGCCAACUACGUGUACCGCCAGGAAGGUUUCGAGCCGGCCUUCGGGGACAACCUCUACGUGUGCAUCCCCUGCGGCAAAGGCUUCCCCAGCUCGGAGCAACUCAACGCUCACGUGGAAACGCACACCGAGGACGAGCUGUACGUCAAAGAGGAAGCGGGGGCCCUGGUGAAAGAGGAAGACGAGGAGGAGGCCGAGGACCUGUCGGCCCCCGUGGGGGCCUCCCGCUUUGGCUCGGAAGCCCGCCCUUUCAAGUGCACCGUUUGCAACAAGAGCUACAAGGACCCGGCCACGUUGCGGCAACACGAGAAGAGCCACUGGCUGACCCGGCCCUUCCCGUGCAACAUCUGCGGCAAAAUGUUCACCCAGAGGGGCACCAUGACGCGCCACAUGCGCAGCCACCUGGGCCUCAAGCCCUUCGCCUGCGAGGAGUGCGGCAUGCGCUUCACCCGCCAGUACCGGCUGACCGAGCACAUGCGCGUGCACUCGGGCGAGAAGCCCUACGAAUGCCAGCUGUGCGGCGGCAAGUUCACGCAGCAGCGCAACCUCAUCAGUCACCUGAGAAUGCACACCUCGCCCUCCUAGAAAAGCAACGAACGCAUCAAGCCAAAGAACUCUGGGAAGAAAUAGCAAGCGAAACACGGAGAAACAAACGCACACUUUUGGAUUGCGCUCGCUCGCUUUGCCGCGCCUGCCCUGGCCUAGCCGGCCCGGUGAGCGUUGUUGCCAUCUUACCAUGCUGGGCGCUUUGACCAUUGUCACCGUCGCUUUCAAGUGACAUACGCUCACUCACCUCUCAGGACUUAUAGAGGGACAGUUUACUCUUUUCUCUCUGUCUUUCGCUCUCUCUCUCUCUCUCUUUCUUUCUUUCUCUCAACCCAAAGUCAUAAAGCCGUGGCGUCAUAGCUUUGCGACUUGUGCUCUUUCAAGGCCGAAAAAUGUGAAUGUGGGUACCAAUGUAAUGUCCAGCCCUGCCCCGCUCCCAAAGGCGUGUGUCUGUCUUCUCCUCUACCUUUGGAACAGCUUUUCACUGGUUGUCAGCUGAACGAUAGCUCAAGAGUUCCCUCUGCUCUCUGGUGCUAUUCUGACCAAAUAGAUUCAAAGAACCCAACACUGGCAAUAAUGGGGUUUUUUUGGGGUUUUUUUUGGUAACGGACAGCUUUACAGCCUUUUUCUUUUUUGGAGCGCUGGGGCAUCUCGAUUUAAGACGAAGGGGGGUGACUCGACUGGGUUCGGGACCAUGCUUUAACUGAUGGAAGGUUGUAGGUGGGAUCAAGGUUACGGUCUCUUGAUGGCUGUUGAACAUUCACUCUUUUCCCCUCUUGCCCGCUAGUGCAAAGGUGGUUGGGAAAGAGGACCCCCCCCCCCCCCUUGAGGUACUUGUUUUACUUAAAGAACUUCGAAUGUUUCCGUGAAUGUUUAAACUGGAAGGUCUUGGGUUUUUCUUGUGGAUUGGGAGGGAGGGAUCUGUUUUUAAAGGGGGCUAAUAAGAAGAGGGUGAUUUAGACUGACCAAUAUGUUCAGUGGGUAUGUUUAUUUUGUCUGUAUAGCUUUCCUCCCCUUGAGAGAGAGAGAGAGAGAAAAAAAAAGAAGUCUAUUUAUAUGGGCUUGUGACCGACCUCGCUACCUCUGAUUACGAACUCUAUAUGUGGAUUAGUUGAAAGUUCCGAUGUAAUUCAUUGUAAAAAGUGUGUAGAUGAUCUUCACCUGAUGCUUUAACCUGCCCAUCUCUCAACACAGUUUUCUAUUCUCCCUAGCAGUGGUGGCUUCAGAAUGGAAUAUAGCUUUCCGGGUUGCCCCGCUCAGGGUGGCGCCUCCUCAAAAUGUUCUGUAGCGUCUUUGCCAAGGCAAGUAAUGAUGGUUAGUUGGUUUGUAGGUGUAGUGUGUUCCAAAGAUCUUGUGAAUGUGGAGGACAGAGCUAACUAACAAACAUUGCUAGAUGAGUUCAAACCAAAGCUUUUCCAAAUAAAAAGAUGUACUUAAGAUAUAUAGCAUACUAAAUUAUUUCACUUUUGUUUUUCCUUUAUUUUUGUUCCUGUAUAAUACAAAUUUAUGAAUUCUAUUCCAAGUCCAUAGAAAGAAAUUCAUUCGAGACCUGGACUUUUGCCCAAUGACUCUGAGACAGACGGAGAAAGGUUGUGGUGGUUUGCAAAGGAAAGCUUGCGCUGAUUGGUGGGCCGGUGAACUUUACCACCAUUUUAUAUUUUUGGGGGGAGGGGUUGUUGUCUUUAUGUGCAGAGUCCUUAUCACUUUAUAUUCCCCAACUUUAAAAACAGGACUUGAUGAUAUGUUCUGUUCAGACCAAAAAGAAAAAAAAAAAAGCUAGGACUUAUAAUCAGAAAUUUAAGGUGAAGUUCAAGUUGCUUGUUGUUGUUGGUUUUUUUUUGUUGUUGUUUUUUUUAGCCAGACUUGUGAAAACUUGUAACAAGAAGGGAGAUGCACUGGACAGCUCCUCAUCGGUCUCCUGCAAAGAUCCUUUGUUAUUGUCGUCUCUGACUGUGUUCAACUGGGUCACAUCAUUUUUAUUUUUUUUUGAAGUUAUUCAAACUUCCCGAUGCAUUACCUCAUAAGCCAGCGAGUACAUGCUUAAAAUUGGGCCGCCGUUAUUACGUAAUCGGCGGGCGCCACUCAUAGUCACUAAAGCCUGUCCAGUGUAUCCACUCUUAACACUUACACUGUGGACCUUCACUACAAGUUUUUGGUAUAGGCAUUCCUCUCUUUUCUUUUUUUUUAUUGUUGGGUUAGCCGUCUUCUUGGAUUUAUUUUGUUGUUGUUGUUUUUGGUUUCUUUGUUGCCCUCAUGGUCUGUGAAUUUGUCAUGUAAGGAUGCGGCCACAGUUACAACCUGCAUCCUGCAUUAGUUACUACUUGGUCAUGUUGCCGGUUAUGCAAUUACUAGUUGGCUAGUAAUUGCGCGGUCAGUACAUGCCCCGCCCCUUCCCCUUGCUGUAAACCACAAACAUGCAUCCAUCCUCUGGCGCAAGAUGGAGUCCACGGUGCAUUGCCUUCUCGUACCUGUCAGCACUUGAUAUGGGGUGCAGCUCGAUGUAUGCCAUGCAACGGAUGGGUUUUUUUUUUUUUUUUUGUUUGGUUCUUGUCGUACAAGAUAUCCAGCCAUUGCUGCAAAAAAUAGGAAGAAGAAGAAGAAGGAAAAAAAAAAGAGACUUUGUCGCUGCGUUUGAAUGCUUGUUGUGGGACAUUGCGAAACUCCAAACUGUGACAAUACUACUACUAAUACUUGUAUUACUACUAGAGCUACGACUAGAACUACUACUAUACAAUUACUUCAGGGAUAGUUGUGCAUCUGUGAAUGCAGGCUCUCAGCUACAUUUGUAAGACAUAGUAUUGUAUCAAUUUCUCUGUAUUUUAAUGAUGGGGUGGGGAGAAGAGCGCAAAACACUAGUUUCAUACAUAAAACAAAAGGGUGGGGGUGGGGGUGGGGGGUGUUUUCAACUAACACAAAGAGCCUUGACAAAAGGCGAGGCAGCUCAAACACGUCUACAUUUUAGUCGAUAACUCACUAUGUUCAUGAAUAGUUGCAAAGUUGUACAAAGACCUAAAAAAAGAAAAGCUCAUACCCAAAAUCCACAAACUAUUUUUUAAACCAAAGCACAUUUGAAUGACUAUGGAACCAUGUGUGGCUCGAGGAAAAGACAAACAUGUAUUUAUCUCAUUGUUUACAAACUUUUCCAGUUUUUACAGACCUCAAGUCAAGGCCAGUCAGAGUUGUUUUGCUUCUUUCGAGCUCUCUCUCGCUGCUGCCAAAGCAAAAGCGUGGGCUCGGACUGCUGCAUAUUCAAUGAGGGGGGAGGAGCCUGUUUGCUUUUCGAUGCACCCUCUGCCAGCUGGCUUUUGGGGUGACCCCGUACUCCCCCUCAUGCCCUCUGGCCUGUCUGGGGGCUGGGCAGUGCAUCCUUGAUGUGUUUAUUGUUUAGUGGGGCUGCGUGUGGGCCAUAUCCGUGUUUGCCCACAUGCGCUUGACGACCGACGGCCUCCUGGCGCUCGCUCUUCGGCAGUGGGAGGGGCCGGCCGGGCGGGGGCGAGGUCGCACGCUUUUUUUUGUGAUAAUCACAUCAGGUUGUUGGUAGCUUUUGAUUUUGUCCUCUGCAUGUACACGAGAAUAAUCUGCUAGUCUUAACUGUGAAUGUUUUUUCUCCUUGCUUUGUUUCUUGAUUGAUUUGGUUGUUGUUUUUUUAAGCUGCCUGUCUUGUGUGGGUCAAAGCAGCACAAACCUCUGGCUGACUGAGCCUCCUUACAAAGUUGGUGCAAACACUUAUUGAUGGUGUUUAGUUUUUUUUAUUUUAUUAAAAAUCAAAUGUCUAUUGUCAGUGAUGAAUGUAUUUAUUUGCGGUCCUGCCCUCAACCCUGCAAAGAAUAUUUGCUCAAAGUGUGAGACUGGGGUGAAGGCAGGACCCCCUAUUUUCUUUUCUUUUUUUUUCUUGAAUGUUUUUUGAGGAUUUCAAGCUGAGAAUCAAAAAAUGCGAGAACAGCCAUUUAUUGCAUUCUGUGAUCUUUUCUGGCAUUAUGAUUUUUUUUUUUUUUUAAAUGGAUGGUCAAUAUCCAAUUUGUCACUCACACCUGAAUGUCUAUCAAGUUUUGUUUCAUGUAUUUUUCUGCAGGUGUUUUCUUUUUCUCCAACCAUACAUAUGUUGUCACAGAAAGCCUCGUGAGCUGCGAUGCAAUUGGAGGCCACUGUACUUCUUCUUAUUAUUGUUAUUUUUUGAACUGGCUCUUCCUGGGUGUUGCCUUGCAUCUGCCAUUAAAUGACCUACCAAAACAUAAGCAACGACAUACACAUCAUCCACUCUUUUUAAUUGCUGAGAAUAUUUUUCUCAUUUUAAACCACACCUGCGUCUUUAACACGUUAGUUCGGUCCGAGUUGUUUUUUUAUUCUUACAGAACCAUAGGGUGAGAUAGCUUUACGAAGUGCACUUUGUAUGUUUUUCAAACGCUCCGGCUCGGCCCGAGGUGCUUUCAUAUCACUUCCCGCUUAACAGACACUUCCCUCACUCGAGUCGUAGCUCAUCGCUUACUUGUGUUUGGUGGAAAUAACUUUUCUUUAUGCAGCGUUACAAAAGCUUUAAGAGAAAGUAAGGAAAACCGGUCCUUGACGUUUGGUAGUUCGGCCCCUUUUUCCAUGACAACACGGUGGUACCUGCAGCCGUCAGCGCUUCGGUACCCGCUCAGCUAACGGGCUGAGUCCAUUGAAGUAAAACGGAGGACACCGUCUACCUGCGUUAUUUUAGUUUGUUAGCACGUCAGCCUGUCGGAUGCAUUCCAAAAUGGCGUGGUUUUCGGUCCGGUGGAAAAGUAGCCCGAGGUUUUCAAAAUGUUAGCUUUGUUAGCUUUUGCCAUUCAGACUCAACCAAAGGCAGGGCCCUCAAAGCUCGUCUUAAGCUUUAUCGUCCCUCGCUUUAUCGCUCUUACACCCAAAGCGCUACUUUUGUUUUUUCUUCUAACUCCGCCAUAUCUGCCAGUGCAUUUUACAUUUCAGUAUUUUCUGUACCUCCGUUGACUCGACACCAAAAUACCUCUUUCAAUGUUUACACAAAUGUGCUCUUGUACUCUAUUACACCUUAUGUUCUUUUUCCGUCCACCCCAGCCCAAAAUAGUGAUUCUUUUGGUACCUCCAUGGGUUUGUGGCUGUUUCCAGAAAGCCAUGACUAGCCGCUAAAAACUGUGAGCGAAACUAGCCGUUGACUUGCUUUGUUUUCUUGGGACAAAGUGCUCAAUAAUGUAUCAGGAUCUGCGGGCUGACAAACUGUAACGUCCGCACGCACGCACGCGUAGGGCCUUUCUUGAUGAAUAAUGAAGCAUGUUCAGCGUUCCCGCUGUCCAAAGUGCGCACCACUGGGCUUCCUGCCCGUGCAAACACAGAUAGUCCAGACUUGCCAGAUGACACACAACGCACACAUCAGUAUUUAAGGUGGUUUCCUUUCCCCGGCUUUGUGGGCAGCACCCAGGUGGGGCUUGGGCGGGCGUAUGGGCGUAUGGGCGGGCGGCCUCUCCCUUCAUGUCCGCUCACUUGUCACAGAGCUCUCGUAUUCAGGUCAGAGCCACCGCCGCCACCGUGCAUUGCCAAGGGGCUCGCAAAAACUCAAGUGUCAUAAAGUGUAAUACAGCUGACCUCAGCAUUCAUAACCUUGCAGUCUUAAUGUACAGCAUUGAGGCAAAUAAACUGUUACAAUCUUUUCAUUAAAAGCUUGAUUGAAAACCAAA
Molecule: messenger RNA, 8479 nt
Organism: Syngnathus typhle (broad-nosed pipefish)
Lineage: Eukaryota; Metazoa; Chordata; Actinopteri; Syngnathiformes; Syngnathidae
Gene: hic2
Product: hypermethylated in cancer 2
Exons: 2
Coding region: 1101-2846 (581 amino acids)
Biological process (GO): regulation of transcription by RNA polymerase II
Cellular component (GO): nucleus
Molecular function (GO): protein binding; DNA-binding transcription factor activity, RNA polymerase II-specific; RNA polymerase II cis-regulatory region sequence-specific DNA binding
Source: RefSeq, a predicted model, not a curated record